GCCAUGCUCUUCGACUUGAACUCCAUGCCAGUAGAUGAUGAAGAAGGUGGUGCAGAACCUGAGGAGGAGCCAGAUCCUCUACAUGGUGUUCACGAUGCAGACCCAGCUGAAGAACCGAACACCCACUGGAUCAAUCAAGCGCGUGACCUUCAAGUUAUUCUAGCAGCCACAGGAGCUGGUUCUUUUUCCGAUGAAGAUUCUCUGCUUCCAGAUGGAUCACAAGCGUCCUAUGAGGACAUAUACAGGGACUUGUUGAUGGCUGGUUACCCAAGAGAUGAAUGUUUUCGAGUGGUUUGCGGCUUAGAUAAGUACCGAAUGCGUACCGCAGUAACCCUCCACCAGCUUGCGAUUUUUCUCAGCAGAAGAACUGCUCUUGAUCUUGAAGAUGCUCAACGGAGAAACCCAUCACCAGAAGAUCCCCUUCCUGAUGUACCUCUUGCUCCUGUUGGUGGUCGCCGACCAAAGAAGAAAUAUAGGAAGAUGUUGACAAACAAGCAAAGGUGGCAAGUUUAUCAAGAGUUACUUAAAGACAGUAACUCUGGUGGUUUAAAGAAAAGAAGCACCGCUGAUGUAGCAAGAAAACUUGGACAUGGUUUAAGGCAAGUUCAAGAAGUAUGGAGAUUAGUAAAGGUCUGCAUAAGAGAAGGAAGAGAGGUGGAUGUUAGUCACAGGAAAACCAAAAAUUGUGGGCGCAAGAGAAUUGUAGCUCCGCUUGAGCAAGUACGCUCAAUUCCUAAAAGGAAAAGGCAAACAUUGCGUGCACUGUGUCAUGCGAUCCAUAUGAGCAAGACCACACUUUUCAUGAGGUUUAAGCAAGGUUACUUGAGGCGGCAUUCCAAUAGUUUGAAGCCAGUGCUGAAAGAUCGUAACAAGAAAGAAAGAUUGAGGUUUUGCACAAGCAUGAUUGAUCAGAACACUAUCCAUACUGGUCCGCAGUUUGUUGAUAUGGAGAAUAUUGUACAUCUUGAUGAAAAAUGGUUCAACAUGACUAAAAACAACGUUUCCUACCGUAAGAUGCAGACUAUAUGCGAACAAAAAACGGACCCAGGAUGUAGAAUAAAACAGAACGGAGGGAGUAGGUGGUAA
Molecule: messenger RNA, 1086 nt
Organism: Lolium rigidum
Lineage: Eukaryota; Viridiplantae; Streptophyta; Magnoliopsida; Poales; Poaceae
Exons: 4
Coding region: 4-1086 (360 amino acids)
Molecular function (GO): nucleic acid binding
Source: RefSeq, a predicted model, not a curated record